CUCGUCCUCCUCCUCCUCCCCGGGGCGGAGGAAGGCAGCGCCCGCAGCUGGCACUGCAGGCGGCGGCCGGGGGGAAGCGGCUGCUCCGGAGUCUGAUUUCCAGCCUUGUUUAUUAAUAACCCCUCUCCGCCCCAUGCUAAGCCCAUGUGCAGCGCAGAGCCGGCGGCGCUGGGCUCCAGGGGAGGAAGGGACCUGAUGGCACAGCCCCAGCCCCCUCCAGAGCUGCAGCUGGAUGAAGCCAGAGCAUCCCCAGCCCCUCAGGGAGCAGAUGAAGGAGGUGCUCCACACCCACAAUGUCCUCACACCCCCUUGGAUCCAGCAGGGAAUGGAUCUAAACCCCUGCACAGGGACAGCCCAGACUCCAACCAGGAGCUGCAGGCAGCCAGCAGGGAUCCUUCUUUGGAGAAAGAUCCACCAGGAACCCAGGAUGCAACCAGGGCUGGGAUCCCACUGGGUGUGGACGCGGCAGGAGUCCCGCUGGACGUGGAUGAAGAUGGGACAGGAAUCCCACUGGACAUGGAUGAAGAUGGAGUAGAGAUUCCACUGGACGUGGAUACAAGAGGGGCAGGGACCCCAGGGGAUGUGGAUACAGCAGGAAUUCUGCUGGAUGUGGAUGAAGGUGGGACAGGGAUCCCACUGGAUGUGGAUGAAGGUGGAGCAGGGAUCCCACUGGAUGUGGAUGAAGGUGGGGCAGGGAUCCCACUGGAUGUGGAUGAAGGUGGGACAGGGAUCCCCCUGGAUGUGGAUGAAGGUGGGACAGGGAUCCCCCUGGCCAUGGACACAGCCAUCCCAGACAACGCAGACGGGGCAGGGAUCCCGCUGGACAUGGACACAGAGGGAGCAGGCAACCCUCUGGAUGCUGAUACCACAGAGCACCAAUGCCUGACCCUGGAAGAGCUGGGGAAUUAUUUCCAGGAGUGCAUUGAGAUCGUGGAGCAGCUGGAGAAGGAGAGGGACAACCUGAUCUCCGAGCUGGCACAGCUGCGCGAGCCGGCGCUGCAGGAGAUCCGCCAUGCCCACGAGGAGAUCCAGGCAGCCUGCAGGCUGCUGGCCAAGGUGGAGCUGGAGAGGGACAACCUGCGAGAUGAGAUCCGCCAGAUCAAGCAGAAACUCUUCAAGGUGACCAAGGAAUGCGUGGCCUGCCAGUACCAGCUGGAGAGCCGCCGGCACGACCUCUCCCAGCACGCUGCCUACCAGGGAGAGCUGGAGAGCCAGGCUGGGCAGCUCUCGGGGGAACUGUCCCAGCUCAAGGAGACCUGUGAGAAGGAGAAGGAAGUUCUGAGGCAGCGCCUGGAGGCUCCUCCCUGCCGGCAGGACAACCUGUACCUCCAGGAGAGCCGCCGGCUUUCCGUGGAGUUCGAGAGUUUCGUGGCGCAGAGCCGGCGGGGGCUGGAGGAGCACUACGAGCCUCAGCUGCUGCGGCUGCUGGAGAGGAGAGAGGCCGGGGCCAGGGCGCUGCAGGAGAUGCAGGGGGAGAUCCAGGGCAUGAAGGAAGCCCUGAGGCCCUUGCAGGGUGAGGUCAGCCGGCUGAGGCUGCAGAAUCGCAGCCUGGAGGAGCAGAUCGUCCUGGUCAAGCAGAAAAGGGAUGAGGAGGUCGGGCAGUACCGGGAGCAGGUGGAGGAGCUGGAGGACAGGCUGAAGGAGCUCAAGAACGGGGUCCAGCUCCAGCAGCGCAAGAACCAGGAGCUGGAGGAGCUCAGGACCAGCCUCCACCGGGAGCUCUCCAUCUACAAGAGCUGCUUAGAAAUCUACGGCCACCUCUGCAAAUCAGAGGAAAAAGCAGAGCAGGACUGUUAGAAUAUGGAAUUUUCCUCUUUGUAGCAAAAAAACCUGUGGUCAGAGGAUUCAAGGGAUGUCUCCUCCUGCUGCUUUACCCUGCCUGGUGUGCAGCAGCUGCCUGGAGCCAGGAAUACCAGACAAUCCUUUCCCUGGGUAUUUCCCCAGGUACUGCUGUGCUUGUGUAACAAAACUGCUUUUCCCCAGAGGAGCUGAAAAUUGGAUAUGGAUGAGGACAAACUGAUUGUUUUGCUGUGUUUUGAGAAAAUGUUUUCUUGGUCCAGAUUGUUGCACAGAAAGUUCUGGAAGCUGGUGGUAAAGGGGGUUGACUUUUAACGUUUACAUGCAAGAGAAGCUUUCUCCUUUGAAGAGGAUUUUCUUUUGUAUUUCAAAAGUUUCUGCUGUAUUGGGGCAUGCUCCAGAGAAAUGAGGUGGUGGGGAAGAGGUUUCCACUUUAUAUCGAGUCUCACACUGAAAAUAAAAGGUCAGAGUUUAAGGA
This is a messenger RNA of Catharus ustulatus (Swainson's thrush), 2275 nucleotides long. It is a transcript of the gene SYNC, whose product is annotated as syncoilin, intermediate filament protein. The record is from RefSeq and is a predicted model, not a curated record. Gene Ontology annotation, cellular component: intermediate filament. The transcript is spliced from 4 exons. Lineage: Eukaryota; Metazoa; Chordata; Aves; Passeriformes; Turdidae. The coding region runs from base 145 to 1797 and encodes 550 amino acids.